AGUACCUCCCUUCACAGAUGUGUCUGUAUCAGGAUGGGUCUAAACAACAUGGUGUAAAUGCAGUUGCUGGUGAGCCUCAUUUCCUGUAGGAGGUGAACAAGAGCAGAGAUCUGUUUCCCUUCAGAGCACAGAGGUUGUUUCUGUUCAGAGGAAGUGAAACUGUCUGACAGUCACUGAGAGACGGUGAAACGGCACAGCACAUGAAUCAAAUGGACCAAACAAAAUUCUGCUGUUCAGUCUGUUUGGAUCUACUGAAGGAUCCGGUGACUAUUCCCUGUGGACACAGCUACUGCAUGAACUGUAUUAAAAGCUUCUGGGAUGAAGAGGAAAAGAAGAAAAUCUACAGCUGCCCUCAGUGCAGACAGACUUUCACAGCGAGGCCUGUCCUGGUGAAAAACACCAUGUUAGCAGAUUUAGUGGAGGAGCUGAAGAAGACUGGACUCCAAGCUGCUCCUGCUGAUCACUGCUAUGCUGGACCUGAAGAUGUGGCCUGUGAUGUCUGCACUGGGAGAAAAAUGAAAGCCUUCAAGUCCUGUUUAGUGUGUCUGGCAUCUUACUGUGAGAAACACCUUCAGACACAUAAUAUUGUUGCAGCUUCAUUCAAGAAACACAAGCUGGUGGAGCCCUCCAAGAAGCUCCAGGAGAACAUCUGCUCUCGUCAUGAUGAGGUGAUGAAGAUGUUCUGCCGUACUGAUCAGCAGAGUAUCUGUUAUCUCUGCUCUGUGGAUGAACAUAAAGGCCACGACACAGUCUCAGCUGCAGCAGAAAGGACUGAGAGGCAGAGAGAGCUGGAGGUGAGUCGACAAAACAUCCAGCAGAGAAUCCAGGACAGAGAGAAAGAUGUGAAGCUGCUUCAACAGGAGGUGGAGGCCAUCAAUCAGUCUGCUGAUCAAACAGUGGAGCACAGUGAGAAGAUCUUCACUGAGCUGAUCCAUCUCAUCCAGAAAAGAAGCUCUGAUGUGAAGCAGCAGAUCAGAUCCCAGCAGGAAACUGAAGUGAGUCGAGUCAAAGAGCUUGAGGAGAAGCUGGAGCAGGAGAUCACUGAGCUGAAGAGGAAAGAUGCUGAGCUGAAGCAGCUCUCACACACAGAGGAUCACAUCCAGUUUCUACACAACUACCCCUCACUGUCAGCACUCAGUGAGUCUACAGACUCAUCCAGCAUCAAUAUCCGUCCUCUGAGCUACUUUGAGGAUGUGACAGCAGCUGUGUCAGAGGUCAGAGAUAAACUACAGGACAUUCUGAGAGAGGAAUGGACAAACAUCUCACUGACAGUCACUGAAGUGGAUGUUUUACUGUCAGAUCCACCAGAGCCAAAGACCAGAGCUGGAUUCUUAAAAUAUUCAUGUGAAAUCACACUGGAUCCAAACACAGCAAACAAACAGCUGUUAUUAUCAGAGGGGAACAGAAAAGUAACAUUAAUGAAUCAACAACAGUCUUAUUCUGAUCAUCCAGACAGAUUCACUGUACGAUAUCAGGUCCUGAGUAGAGAGAGUCUGACUGGACGUUGUUACUGGGAGGUGGAGUGGAGAGGGAGAGGAGUUUAUGUAGCAGUCACAUACAAGAGUAUCAGCAGAAAAGGAGGGGGUAAUGAAUGUGCAUUUGGACUUAAUGACAAAUCUUGGUCAUUAGAUUGUGAUAACAACAGUUAUACAUUUUGGUACGACAACAUCCAAACUCCUGUCUCAGGUCCUCGUUCCUCCAGAGUAGGCGUGUACCUGGAUCACAGAGCAGGUAUUUUGUCCUUCUACAGCGUCUCUGAAACCAUGACUCUCCUCCACAGAGUCCAGACCACAUUCACUCAGCCGCUCUAUGCUGGACUUUGGCUUCACUAUAAUUAUGGAGACACUGCUGAGUUGAUUAAAGUGAAAUAGACUGAAGUCUUUCAUAUUGUGGGUUUAAAUCUGUAUUUUAGUUUCAUUUUAUUUUCUCUCCAUCAUUUCUGCACAGAGAUCAGCUGUCAGUCAAACAUUAUGGGUGGUACCUCCACAUCUUCUAGUUGUUCUCUUGAUGUUUCUGAGUUUUUAAAGGAGAUCUUUCCUGUGACUGUUUAUGGAGGCUAUCACUGCUCAUCAUCAUUUUGAUUUACAAAAAUAUUUCUCCACAUGAAAAUGUAAACUUCUCUAUCCUCUAAAUGUUUGUGUUUAAAAAUGUUGUUGAUGUUCUUAAGUCCUUUCAGAUGUUUGUAAUGGUCCUUGAAUGCAGCAUCAGUGUUACAGGUUGUGACUCCUGUGAACAAACUGACACAGUGUGAUAUUACACAUAUUUAAAUCUGUCUUUACUGAUGAUGUUGAAGCUGCUGAAGGCUCAGUGAAGUUUUGUCUUCCUGCAGGUUAACAAGUGAAAUCUGAAAGUGAUGCACAACACAAGAGGGCGCCUUCAUCCUGCUAACAGGGAUGUAGAGGAGGUUAAAGCACCUCAGCUCAGUUUGUCCACGUUUUACAUUCUGCCAUGUUUUUAGGCUGAACGAAGCCUUUAUCAUAAAGUUCAUUGUGUCAUAGAUCAUUUUGUGUUAUAAAAUGAUAAGAACUUUUAAAAAAUCUUUACAUAGAAAUGUGUCCUUCAUUGAGUUAUAUAAUUUUAGAAACACUUUGCAUAAUAUUGUAUUAAAAUGACUUU
Molecule: messenger RNA, 2616 nt
Organism: Oreochromis aureus
Lineage: Eukaryota; Metazoa; Chordata; Actinopteri; Cichliformes; Cichlidae
Product: tripartite motif-containing protein 16-like
Exons: 1
Coding region: 201-1871 (556 amino acids)
Molecular function (GO): protein binding; zinc ion binding
Source: RefSeq, a predicted model, not a curated record